Molecule: messenger RNA, 1554 nt
Organism: Echinococcus granulosus
Lineage: Eukaryota; Metazoa; Platyhelminthes; Cestoda; Cyclophyllidea; Taeniidae
Product: 3-phosphoinositide-dependent protein kinase
Exons: 1
Coding region: 1-1554 (517 amino acids)
Biological process (GO): peptidyl-serine phosphorylation; intracellular signal transduction
Molecular function (GO): ATP binding; protein serine/threonine kinase activity
Source: RefSeq, a predicted model, not a curated record
AUGCAGCCGAAGAGCAGUGGGAGCGUUAACGAUGGUUCGCUAGCCUCCUCCCAGCGUCUAGCCACCCAAUCAAUCGCAUCCCAUCCCAGGGUACCACAGCCCUCGGACUUUAAGUUCGGCAAGGAGAUCGGUCAUGGAUCAUUCUCCACAGUAUAUGUUGCCAAGGAGAUCGCCACGCAGCGUGAAUUCGCCAUUAAGGUUGUCAGCAAGAAGCAGGUCACUGCCAAUAAGUCUGUCAAGCUGGCUGUCUUCAUGGAGCGAGAGGUGUUGCGCCGCACUAGUCAUCCUCUUAUCGUGCGCCUUAUGUACACCUUUCAGGACCCCUCUCGCCUCUACUACGUCCUGCAGUACGCUCAAAGGGGUCAUCUCCUGGAUUACCUCCAAAAACUCACGUCUUUCAACAAACAAGGCACUCGGUUCUACGCCGCAGAGCUAUUGAUCGCUCUUCGCUAUCUGCAUUCCCACUACAUUGUCCAUCGAGACGUAAAACCCGAGAACAUUCUCCUCACCCUUGAUAUGCACAUCAAACUUGCGGAUUUCGGUUCUGCUGUCAUCCUCAACGACUCCUCUGUGGAGGCACCCGUCUUUACUGGCACUCCGGAGUAUGUCAGCCCUGAGAUGCUCCAGUUCUGUGCACCCCUAUCCAUCACAUCUUCGUCCUCCGACUCUUCGACCUCUGAGGAUGAGUCCCAUAAUGGGAGGAGUAAAUCGGAUGCUGCUGCAUCCUCUUCCACCCCCGCCGACUCAUCCUCUUCUCCUGAUCUCUCCUAUUUAAUGGAUUAUUGGGCUCUAGGCUGUGUUGUCUACCAAAUGCUUUCCGGACGCCUUCCCUUCCGUGCUGACAAGUUCGGACACCAGUUUGACGUGUUUCAGAAGGUUCAUGCUCUUAACUAUACCUUUCCUGAGAGGUUUGAUGAGGAGGCGAAGGACCUUGUCCAAUGUCUUCUCGUCCUCUCUCCCUCCGAACGGUUAGGUAGUCCAGCUACGGGUGGUCCAGACGCCCUUCUUUCACACCCUUUCUUCUCCGGUGUUGACUGGGAGGGUAUAAUCGAUAGUGAACCGCCCACUCUGAUUCCCAACUUAGAGCCGUUGGAGCACAACGACUGGGAUAAAGUACCCGUGGGUUAUACUGCUAGUCAAAAGUACUUUCUCUCACAGGAGCUUGCGCUGGCUACCAGUCAGAUAACAGAGCUACAACGCGAAGAGUUGUUAAAGAAACAGGCUGUGGAAAAUGCUUUCCACCGUUUUGUUAAGGGACGUCUGAUCGUGAAGCAAGGCAUCUUGUACAAACGUCGGGGGCUCUUCGCUCGGAAGCGAGUGUUCCUUCUCACUGAGGGGCCCCAUCUCUUCUACGUUGACCCUGAGGCCAUGGUGCUCAAAGGGGAGGUGCCCUGGAGCAAUUUCCUGCGCGUUGAAUGCCGAAAUAGCAAGAUUUUUUCCAUCAUUGUGCCCAAUCGAAUAUACUACUUGGAGGAUCCUACCGGUCACUCAGGGGAUUGGUUAAACAAGCUGCGCCAAGUAAAGGCUCUCUAUUAUUCGGAUCCUAUAGAUUGA